Messenger RNA from Brugia pahangi, 579 nucleotides. The record is from the annotation of a GenBank genome assembly. NCBI's taxonomy places the organism in Eukaryota, Metazoa, Nematoda, Chromadorea, Rhabditida, Onchocercidae.
AUGAAUGGACAUACGGAACAUCGAAGUGGUAAAUGGAAUCGACAAGAGUUAUACCGUUCAACAAUGCAAGCAUUAGAGGGUAGAUGCUCUACACGAUCAAAUGUUGCCAAAGAAUUUGAAAUUCAAAUACGUGAAUUCACUGCUACUUUAGAAUGUCAUUUGGUUGAUCUCCUUCGAAAACGUCUUGAAGAACUGAAUGAACCGGAUCGUUUGCUUAUUUCGAGGCUGAACAGAGCUUUAUGCGAGUUGGGAGAUAGUAAUUCGUCGGUGCUCAGUCGACCGCUUUAUCAUAUGUUGUCGCCCACCAGGCCAGCUCAUCAAGUUUGGACUAUGUGUACCAAGGAUCCUGAACGUUUGAAGGAUUUGAUUUCUGAAGUUUGUCGUAUGGCCAAUAUUACAUGCGAUAAUGGAGACGAACAGAAUUCAUGUCAAGUAAAAUUUAGCGCUGCACUACCAUCAGCAUGGAGUGCUGCUGACUGUGCUAAAUACUUGAUUGAAAAACAAGAAGUAGCAAAUGAUAUACUAUCUGAACGACGAGCACGACAUUUCGGCAGUUAUCGUAGCAUGAAAAAUGGGUAA